ACAAUAAAGUGACAAAUAAUGGUUUGUCAAUAACAAGAUUAUUGUAACAAUUAUCUCCACUAUUUUGGCAAUAUAAUUUAUUUGGGUUACUUUGAUUUCAUUUUUUUUUGUCAUUCGGGACUCUAAUAAUGACCUUGUAUCUGAUUAUCAUGGUAAUAAGACGAUUUGGUGUUCCGAGUUUAUUUACCAUUCAAUACUGCCAUCUGUAGGGAAUUAUUACAGAAUGCACAACAACAGAAAGAAUGAAGUUAACCAAGUAGUUGACUUUACGAAAACAUGUUUUGAAUGUGCAUUGUGCGAGUUGCUAGGGGUUUAUACGUAUAUCACUUCAAAUGGGAAAAUUGUUUUCUUGAAACUGUAAUAAACACGGAGUUCAAAAUCGAGAGCUUAGGCAAAAUUUUAUUAUGCGCAAGAGAAACAAAAUUCAGUGUUAUGGCUUUGGAGCCAAGACCAGUAUCCCAGCAAAAACAGUAUGAUUAUUUACUGAAGUUUUUACUAGUCGGUGACAGUGACGUUGGAAAACAAGAAAUAUUAAGUGGUUUGGAAGAUGGAUCUUCAGAAUCACCAUUUUGCAGUGGAAGUGCCUACAAGACAACUACAAUACUUCUAGAUGGCAAAAGGGUAAAGCUGCAGCUAUGGGACACUUCAGGGCAAGGAAGAUUCUGUACCAUAAUCCGGUCAUAUUCACGAGGAGCGCAAGGCAUUCUCUUGGUGUAUGACAUAACCAACAAAUGGUCGUUCGAUGGAAUCGACAGAUGGUUGAAAGAAGUUGAAGAGCACGCCCCGGGAGUCCCGAAGGUGCUCGUGGGGAACCGCCUCCACCUGGCGUUCAAGCGCCAGGUGCGCGCGCGGGAGGCGGAGACGUACGCGGCCAAGAACCACAUGACGUUCUUCGAGGUGAGCCCGCUGUGCGACUUCAACAUCCGCGAGAGCUUCAGCGAGCUGUCCCGGAUGGCUCUGCACCGCAACGGCAUGGAGCGGCUCUGGCGGUCCAACAAAGUGCUGAGCCUGCAGGAGCUGUGCUGCCGGUCGAUCGUGGCGCGCACCACGGUGUACGGCAUCGACCAGCUGCCGCUGCCCACCAGCAUCAGGUCGCACCUGCGCUCGUACGCCAUGACGUCGACCAGCGCCCAGCACCGCUAUGCCCCCGGCCGCCACAAGAAGCUGAGGUUCGGGGGCGGGGCGGCAGACUCGGCCCGUACCAGCUGCGCCGGCCGCAACUCCUGCUCCGUCUCCUGAGGUCCUCCCCGAGGCCGCCUGCCGGGCCCCGCCGCCGUUCCCCGCGCCGGGAAGUGUCCCUUCAGACGCUUUACACGCAACUCCCGGGUGGCUGUCAUCUUUAAUCAUAAUGUUCUGUUCGUUCAAUUCAAACUUUUACUGAUCUUUCAUAAGACGGAUAAAAUACACAAGGAAUAAAGAUUGCAGGCUUUACGCGGCCGUUUUCUGGGUUGUGGUCGCAUCGGAAGGCGAAGAUGUCGCAGACGUUUCGGGCCGACAUGGCGGUCACCAUCGCCGGGGAGCGGGUAAACUGCAGGUAACUGCUCCCCGAUGAUGGCGCCUGCGACACCGACCGAAACUUCAGCGGUAUCUUCGCGUUUGAACGCGGCUUCAAACCCGGGAAGCCAAGCGACUCAAAAAUAUACAAGAAUUCUUAAGUUAUCGACAAAUGCUCAUUCGUGCGGUGUUACUAUAAGUUUGUAACAUUUGUGCAAAACCCAAUCCCUUUAGAUUUUUUUUUUUUAAUUCGGUCAUUUGGUCAUGAUUUACGUCAUGAAUUUUGACAAAAAUUUGUGGAUUAUUUUUGUUUGGUAGUCUGAAAUAGCUAUUGGCCUGUCUGUUCCGCGAGGGAGUUGGCGUGUCCGAGUAGUUUCGUGUGUCUGGCAGGCAGCCACGUUCGCCCGUAGCGGCCGCCUCGGAUCGUUUCUCGUCCCCACUGUUACCAAGACAGCAAUUGUAUCACGUUUUUUUUAACUUGCAUACCUACUGUAACACCCGGUUACAACUAGUUUUACUCCAAGUCCUGAAGACCAUGUACUUUUCCAAUUUUUUUUUUUUACCCUAUUACAUAGUGUGUUAAGUGCUGAAAUCAGUGACAAAUUUUAUUGCAAGCAUUAAAAAUUUUCUGUGUUUGUAAUACAUGUGUGUUAUCAGUAUCAUCAUUAACUUACUCUAUACAGUUAAUUUAUUUUGAUAAUGUUUGUGUCAUAAUUGUACAUACAUAGGAAGCACGCUUGAUCUUUAUGACACAUGACCUUCAAUGUUCUGUACAACAAAAAAUUAUAUUUUACACCAUUGUUAUUCUGAUUUGUUUUUUUUUUUUGUUUUUUUUUUACCAUUAUAUAUAGUUACUAAAUUUUUUAUUAAUACCUACUUAUUGCUUGCUAACAGUUAAUAAAAUUAAACCUUCAUAUUUUUAUGCUACCCGUGUAUUUUUAGUUACGGUAGAUAGCAGUUACAAUUUGUUUUUUACAUCUACCGAUGGUGUGUAAUAUUAUCUUGAAAUGAGCCAUGUUUUUGAAUACAUGAUUUGGAUUAAGGUUAUUAGAAUAGUGUAGUAUUUGGAUUAGUAUUGGCACCAUUUAAACUGUAUCAGUUUCAACUUUUUUUAAAUUUUAUGUUGUCUUAUCUAAUUUUUUUUUUACAAAAUGUUAUAUAAAUAUUUAUAAGUAUCAUCCUAAAUUAAAUUAAAUACUGUAUAUAUAUUUUUAGGAUUUUUUAAAAAUAAACAGUACUUUCUGUUAUGACUGUACAUUAUAUUAGCUCGUACAUUAGCAAUGUGAAAAGUAACACAUUUGGCUGUGAACUUCACAGCAGGGCAUCAUAAUUUAUAUUCUUUCUUCAUUUAAUUUAUACUUACUAUCCUACACAUGAAAACUAUUUCCUUUGAAAGCAAUCUAAACUUGUACAAAUUUUUAUCACAUGCAUGACUCGUUGAAUUAUAUUUGGAACAAAAUCAUUUUUUGAAAAGGAAUGGUAGUCCUGGAAAAAUUAUCAAAUUUCAGGAGCAGUUAAGCGCAUUACACUGCUUGUGUCUGUAAGUGCCAUUGUGCACUUUUUGCUUUCUUCGAAGAACACAGAGGGCUCUUUGAAGUGUUGCAAAAUGUCCUGUAAAGACUGACCAAAGUAGUUGGGAGUGUUUAUCAUUGUUAAUUUUUCAAUUAUUUUAAAAUUAUUAAAUUCUGUAGGAAAAAAUAUUAUUUUUUUGACGUGAUAAUGUCUUAUAAAUCGAUUAACGCCGGCUGCACACACGAAAAAGCAUGACUCAUUGUCACGUUCCGCCUGAGCCGAGCAUGCAAGAACCGGCCAACCACCGUGCGAGAAAAUCUUCUAUAAUAUCAAACAGGUUAAGGCGGGCUUUUUAUCUAAUUGUUCAUGAUUAUAUUUAAACAAAUUAUUUAAAUUAAAUUUGCAAAAACUGUAAAUAAUAUUUGAAAAUUGAAAAGUAUGCAAUUUUUCAUCAAUGUUUUCUUAUGACGUUAUCACGUAAAAUUAUUGUCUGUAAACCGACUUUACAGACAAACCCCUUUUUUAUUUCUAUGAGUUUCUGCUACAGUCUUCCUUUGUCUUCAUUCAAACAUUAAUUAAUCUGUAGUUGUUUAAGUUUUAUUGUGUGUAUUAAUAAUGUCCAACUAGCGUAAAACUUAUAUUUAUAACUUAACUCUCUAUAUUGUGCAAAUGUUUUGAAAAUGUGUGGUCUGAAUAAAGUUUUGGAGUGUCUGUUUUCUAAA
Molecule: messenger RNA, 3728 nt
Organism: Bacillus rossius redtenbacheri
Lineage: Eukaryota; Metazoa; Arthropoda; Insecta; Phasmatodea; Bacillidae
Gene: Rab40
Product: ras-related protein Rab-40C
Exons: 4
Coding region: 286-1239 (317 amino acids)
Biological process (GO): intracellular signal transduction; protein localization to plasma membrane
Cellular component (GO): synaptic vesicle; plasma membrane; endosome
Molecular function (GO): GTP binding; GTPase activity
Source: RefSeq, a predicted model, not a curated record